CCUCUUCACAUCCUUCUACAUCGGAUCCCGCAACGAACGAUUCAUCACCAUGACCGAUCAGCAGUCGCAACCUCCCAACAACCCGCACCUACCCCUGCUUCAGGAACGUCAACAGCGACAGCAGGGCGCACCUCAGUCAAAUACUCCUCACCAUUAUCAGCACCAGAACCAUAUCCAAUUCAUCUCCUCCAGUCCGCUUCCAAACCCUCGUCAGCUAUUUCCAGAUACCUCGUUCAGGACCAGACGCGCCUUUCAUCCCGCGAGCGGAGGUACUGAGGCCACUAGGACGCCAUAUGGAGCUAUCAAUACGCCGAUGAGGAUCAACACUGCUAGCGCCAAUGCCAGUGCCUAUCAAUCCGGCUUUGUGAGUCCUGGCCCAGGCACUCCAAAACAAAAACAGGUGCCACUUCGUACGACUAAGGUCUCGCAAAAGUUGGUUAUGUUGCCAGAAGAUCAGGAGGAGGCUGAGGAGGAUGAUACCGACUUUGCAGAGGGAGCUUUCUCUGAUCCAGAGAUUGAUGCCUUCCGUGACGAAUCCGACUUCAGGAUCCGGAAACGAGGUUUACACGGACGGGCACCAACUCGCUCAGAGCUGCUGACGAAGGAGCAGAGAAAUUCCAAGGGCCUUGCAAGAGUGGUUGCGUACUGCACUGCAGAGGGAUACGAUAUCAAAAGACUGUCUGCGUACUUGAAGGCCAACCAUGGUGUCCAGCCUCGACUGUAUGAUGAGGCCCUGUAUACUGCCUAUCACUUCCCUCUCAUUCCUGGAAGGACGACGAGAUAUAUGUCAGCGCCACCAGUUCGAUCUCCUGGAGGUGGCUCAAUCUUGGACAAGCAGUUGGAGCAGUAUGAGGAGAACACAGGAGAGGUUUACUCUCGAUCAUUAGAGCAUGCUGAUGACGAGGAGAGAUACAGGCGCUCAACAUCAGGACGGGAUCUGACAAACGAGGACUAUCAUCAGCGCGGUCAACUUAAAAAUCGACGUCGCGCGAGUAGUCGAUCCAGCAGACACACAAAGGACGGCGAUAUAGGUAUGGCAAUGUCUGCUCAUGAGGGUGAGACUUCGAGCCGGAGCACAUCGACUGCACCUGAAUCACAGGAUUAUUUCGUGGAUGCACUUGAAGAUCAGACAUCUGUCAUCAAAUCGCCGUCAGCUGGGCACGCAGAGAGCAUAGAAGCUUUACUUACGAUGGCACCACAGCCAGCUGCGGCGCCAUUUAUGGGUGGAGAAGUAUUUUUCUUUGACUAUGGCGUCACGGUUUUUUGGAACAUGAGUGUCGAGCAAGAGGCAUGGAUCCUGGACGACCUUUCGGAGUUCGAGGUCAAGAGGCUGUUGCCGGACGACGUGCAGAUAGAAGAGUUCCAUUUCGAGUACGCAGGCUACUCCACUCCCAGAAUCUACAACGACAUGAUUACACUGCGAGGAGGAAAUCAUAUGAUCAAGCUGACAAUAUCCCACGCCAUCUCGCAGUCUGUCAAGCUGGCACUGUACGAAUGUCAAAUGGACGAUACUAUCGACGAUACAAAGAUCAUCCCCAUUCAGUUGGCGCAAACCGGAAAACUGAACUACUCGAGACCCCAGAUCACAAAAAUUUCUGGACACCUGUUCCAGCUUCGCAUGAAUGUCGAUCUUGUGUCGAAUGUGCUUGAUACGCCUGAGAUUUUUUGGUCAGAACCAGAGCUGCAGCCGUUAUACAAUGCCAUUCGCCAGUAUCUUGAGAUCGGCCAGCGAGCCAAGGUGUUGAGCGAUCGCUGCCUGGUGAUCUCAGACUUACUGACGAUGCUGCGGGACGACCUUGCAUCGAACAACAUGAACUACAUUACUUGGAUCAUCAUCAUUCUUAUCGUCAUCGCUGUCAUUGUUGCAGCAGGCGAGAUUGUUGUUAAGUACUUGAGCCAUUUUGGAGGCGAGGGAGCACAAUUGCGCUUGUAGGAUCUGAUGAAAUAAAGUCUGUUGCUUGGUCCUGGAAUGAAAAUAAGGAUACAUGGCCUUUUUUUUUUCCUGUAAGCACGCGCACAGGCACAAAAGGUUUAAAUUGUUCCAAAG
This is a messenger RNA of Gamsiella multidivaricata, 2047 nucleotides long. RefSeq lists its product as uncharacterized. Lineage: Eukaryota; Fungi; Mortierellomycota; Mortierellomycetes; Mortierellales; Mortierellaceae. The transcript has 5 exons. The coding region runs from base 50 to 1933 and encodes 627 amino acids. The record is from RefSeq and is a predicted model, not a curated record.